GUGAAUCUUUAUGAAUCUUCGUGACUCUUUGUGAGUCAUUAUGAAUCUUUGUGAAUCUUUAUGAACCUUUAUGAAUAUUUAUGAAUCUUUAUGAAUCUUUGUGACUCUUUGUGAAUCUUUAUAAACACGACACCGUGUUUUUUUUAUUUGAUUGUAUUUUUAAUAGACACAUUUUCUAAACCAUAUGUAUAAGUAACUCAAACCCUGUAUUUUAACUAUUAACUGUUUUCUUUUUCCUCUGAAAUAAAACCCAACCUCCUUCCAGUAACACGUUUUGAUACGCAAAUGAGCACAAUCACGCAUUAAUAUGUAAAUGAGCCCGUGACGUCACUUGGAUGUUUGUGGAGACGUCCUGCGUGUGAAGCCGCAGCAGUGUGUCGGAGCGCGGGGUUUAUUUUACACCCGGACUCGGUGUUAUAUAUAAAUACAUUACAGCAGCGGCAGCAGCGAGGUUUAUUGCCCCGGGUGUUCUAUAUAAAUACCCUACAGCGGGGUCCCUGUCCGUGCCAUGACCCCUUUACUCAUCAUCGCCCUCGGCAGCUUGUUCACGGCGGUCAGGAGCCGCUCGUUUCUCGGGGCUCAGUGUGGCCUCCUCACCGCGUCCUGGACCGACACUAAAGUCACCUCGGUGACCGGGGACUGGAGCCACAUGUACCGCCUGAAAGUGUCGCCUCCGCCCGAGGACGGACCGCAGCGGCCGGUGUUCCCUGAGCAGCCGCUGUUCGGCUUCAUUAGGCGGGUGUACAGAUGCUGUCAGUCCGGUCACCGCUGUGCGGGAGUUAAAGGGCUCCAGGGCCGAGAGACUGCAGGCUCGACGGUGGAGUUUGUUCUGAGCGAGGACGUGUGGUCAGCACCGAUACUGAGAGCCGAGGUUCAUCUUCACAUCUCCAACCCACACCAGCUGAAGGUCCAGCCGCUGCUCCCCUGGCUCGACAAACGCCACCGGCCUACGAGGUACAGCGAGUGGUGGAUGGACAGCACGCUGGAGGUCAGGGUGGAUCUGCACUUCCUUUUUCAGGCUCUUCAGGCUGUCAGAGGGAAGCGUGGAGGCGCCAGUGCGAUGGAGAUCCCACGUGUCAGAGGUCUGCACACACUCCGGACUUCGGAAGUGAGACCCACUGUGGCAGAAGGUGGAGAUGGGAGGGUGGAGCAUCACCCUCAGGUUCCUGUAGACCUGGGCCUGACCUUACACUGCAGCACAGUGGAGCUGAACACACCACUGCCGUGUGAGAGCCACGGGGUUCGACUGCUUCACACACCCUUCAUCACGCUCUCGUAUGGAUAACACACACACACACACACACACAAUAGUCUUGAUAUGUUUGUCAAAGUGCGGUCUGCCAGGACACUGUAAAUAUUCCAAAUACGCACUUCAGCAAUAAAUUUGAAUAUAUUUAAUUUAUACAGGUGUUUUGUGGGAAACUUAUCAAUGUAUAUAAUGUAAAUAAACUCAUAGUUUUAUAUAAAACUCUUUAUUUCUGUCUGGAGUUGAAUGUUGUCUGAUUUAUUCCUCACCAGUGGAUCAGUUACUGUUCUCACACACACACACAGACACACACACACACACACACACACACACACACACACACACACACACACACACACACACACACACACACACACAGAGAGAGUUUAUACAAGGUGAGUUAAGGUUAUUUAAUUGUUCACAUUUAUUGUUAAUAUAAACCCUGAAACGUCGCUCUGACAUUUAAAAGCAUAAAAUAUUUUUCCAUUUGUUUGUUGUUUGUUUGUUUAUUUAAAUGAGUUUGUAGGGGAAACACAAAACAUUAAAUCCUGUACAAUAUGGCAACAUUACAAACAAUGUUUAAAGUUAAAUCUAUAAAUCAUUUGUCUCAAAUGUUAAUUCAGAAUGAUUAGAUUGUUAGUGCUACUAAUCCCAAAUCAAUUAGACCAUAAUCCAUCAGCAGUAAACACCACCUAGUGGCCAUUGGUAGUAAUUACCUACCAGCAGUAAACACCACCUAGUGGCCAUUGGUAGUAAUUAGCUACAAGCAGUAAACACCACCUAGUGGCCAUUGGUAGUAAUUAGCUACCAGCAAUAAACACCACCUAGUGGCCAUUGGUAGUAAUUAGCUACCAGCAAUAAACACCACCUAGUGGCCAUUAUUAAUAAUUACCUACCAGCAGUAAACACCACCUAGUGGCCAUUGUUAGUAAUUAGCUACCAGCAGUAAACACCACCUAGUGGCCAUUGUUAGUAAUUAGCUACCAGCAGUAAACACCACCUAGUGGCCAUUGUUAGUAAUUACCUACCAGCAGUAAACACCACCUAGUGGCCAUUGUUAGUAAUUAC
Messenger RNA from Tachysurus fulvidraco (yellow catfish), 2314 nucleotides. RefSeq lists its product as uncharacterized. The transcript has 3 exons. The coding region runs from base 509 to 1285 and encodes 258 amino acids. The record is from RefSeq and is a predicted model, not a curated record. Lineage: Eukaryota; Metazoa; Chordata; Actinopteri; Siluriformes; Bagridae.